Messenger RNA from Calypte anna (Anna's hummingbird), 2305 nucleotides. It is a transcript of the gene CMTM3, whose product is annotated as CKLF like MARVEL transmembrane domain containing 3. The transcript has 5 exons. Gene Ontology annotation, cellular component: membrane. The record is from RefSeq and is a predicted model, not a curated record. NCBI's taxonomy places the organism in Eukaryota, Metazoa, Chordata, Aves, Apodiformes, Trochilidae. Bases 43 to 546 code for a protein of 167 amino acids.
CCGCAGCUGCCCGCGCUGCUCAGCCCGCAGCCGCCGGCAGCCAUGGAGGAGCCCGAGGCCGCCGCGCCUCCGCCCGGGCUGCGCUCGGUCCUUCCCUCCCGGGAAUUCCUGGGCUCCCGCAAGGGCCAGCUCCUUCUCGCCGAGUCGGUGCUGUCAUUUAUCAUCUUUAUCUGCUUUAUUGCAUCUCUAGCUGCCUCUUUCAUGACGGCACCGCUCCUAGAGUUUCUGCUGGCACUGUUUCUUUUUUUUGCCUAUGCCUCCAAACUUAAUGAGAAGUUUAAAGGAUUCUACUGGCCUUUGACGGAUUUCUUGCGGUGUGUCACUGCUGCCAUUAUUUACUUUGCCAUUUCAAUUGCUGCUGUCUCAAAAUAUAAUGAUGGAGCUUCUAAAGCAGCAGGAGUGUUUGGAUUUAUAGCCACAAUAGUGUAUGCCAUUGAUUUCUACAUAACCUUCAAUGACCUGGUUACUUUUCUCAAGCAAGGCAGUUCUGAUUCCCCUGAAGGGCACAAAUCAGAAGAUGAAGACUCGGAUUCUGACUCAGACUGAAGAAACAAACACCAACCAAGUGUGAAGGGAAGAUGAUCAAGCACUUUGCUGAAUGCACUGCCAACUGAAAUAUCUCCCUUAUUCAGUCUUGGUACCCACUUUCCACCCCACUGUUCAUGAAAUCACCCAAGCACAGACACGGGCAGUGAUGUGGAAAAGGAGACUAUUCUCAAUGCCAUUAGACACUCCUUCAGAACUACAGAUUUUGCAGUAGUUCAACCUGCCAGACAUCUGUGUCCACACAACACAUCUCAAUUCUCUGUUGCCCCUACUUUACUCAGCACUACAAUGUACUGAGUAAAUGGGAACAUAGUAUUUUAAAUAUGUAAGCUGAGCUUUUAAUAUGCUUUCUUAAUUCCAAAUCAUUAAUACUUAACAUCUUUUCUAUUUCUUGCUGUGCCAAAGAAGAGAGGCUCAGAAUGCCUUUAUUUGUAUUUUUCUUCAUUAACCAACCAUAUUUUUUUAUCUAAAUCUGAGUAUUCUACUAUCUCAAGCACUGAAAGCAUAGAUUACAGUUAUAAUGCAAUACAUUUGUAUCUACUACCCAUUUGCAAUAAGUGAGAACUGGAAAUCUGCAGCAAGAACAAACUUCAUAGUGUAAUUGUGUUGCUGGGCAGCUGGCUCAUCAAACAUUCACUGUCACUUUUCUAAACUACUUGGAUGGGGUCACAUCCCAUCUUCUGUAGUCUCACCACAGAUACAAGGUUCCUACCAUUUGCAUGGAAGCCCUUGUACAUGUUUGCACAGGCAGGUAAAGAAGGUUUGCCAAACACCAUCCAACGUUACCUGCCUGUUGAAGCCUGCAAAUAUCUGUGUGCAAGAUGUCACUGUCUGAUCUCAAGCUCUGUGUUAGGAACAUUUCCUCCUGUGAGAAGCAGCACUGGACUCAAUCCACUGGCUUUGCAAAACAGACAAUUGUUUCUGUAACACUCAGGAUACCUGGACCCCAAUAGGGAAAUACAACCUUCCCACUGUGAAAAGGCAAAAAACCCCUUUCCAAACUCAAGUAUGUCUGCAAUGAGAUUCAUUUUCCCAGACCACUUUCUCUGGGAUGGAGGGGUUCCCCCCUUCCUUCUGGAAGGCCAUGAUUUAUCUCAUAGUCUGGUGUUCUAGGGAAAAGUCUUCUGAAGGAGAUGUUUUCACAGGUAGUACAAUCUACCUUGAUAUAUUUGUGUCCACCUAUAACCACGUACUACUUGGAAAAAGCAUGCUCCUUAUAUACAUGGCACCAGACAGGUCUGUUUCAGAGAAACCGUAUGCAUUUUUAAAAGUUAAUAUAGUACUAGAAGAGGUGGCCUUAACAAAAAGUGAUUAAAAUGAGAGCAGAUAGUACUAAUGGAGUAAAUUAAAAACAAGGAUAAAACAAUAAAGGCCGAUUUCCUCUGGAAAAAACUUACUGCUUGGUUUCCAAUCCCUUGCCAGUUGCUCACUGCUGCUGGGCAGAAACAUGGAACUGAACAGUGAGCGGGUGCUUGGGGAGGUGCUGGUCAGAUUCAGAGUUGCCAAACAGGUAGCUCCUACAUCUCCUGUUUCCAGACCACUGAAUAAAAGCAAAACAUAUGUUUACUUCCAAAUGUGACAAAUAAUCUUUGCUUUUAUGAGAAAGUGCUCUUUGGACCUUUUCCAGUAUGAAAUUCCACAUUUCUUUCUUUUCUAUUGUCAUAUUUUACUGGCACGCACUGUGACGUUAUGGGACCUGGGCUCAUUUUUGUAUUCAAUUGUUUUGUAUUCCUCUUUUUUUUUUUAAGACUUUAAUUAA